Molecule: messenger RNA, 793 nt
Organism: Drosophila rhopaloa
Lineage: Eukaryota; Metazoa; Arthropoda; Insecta; Diptera; Drosophilidae
Exons: 5
Coding region: 68-793 (241 amino acids)
Source: RefSeq, a predicted model, not a curated record
UUUCAAAACGCUCUAAGUCGAACAUCGGAAUUUGAUUACUAUUGGAUAUAAGAGACUUUUGUUUACCAUGUACAGAUCUUUGAUCUUUAGCUCUUGUCUUCGCUUGUGUGCCAUAAUAAUAAGCUUAAAUUUGGUUAACUCUUCGCUGCUUUUUACCACUAACUCUGAAUAUGGGAUAUUCAUGGCCAUUUCAGUGCCCAUUGGAUUGCCGCAUCGCAAUGUGUUUUUGUCUUAUAAUUACGAGUUUAAUUAUUAUCAACCGGAGCACGUGUACAAAUAUCCUCCGAUUUUGAUGGGUCAGGACUUUGAAGAAAGCUAUCUGACAUAUCCGACGACGGGACGUGAGGCUAAUGGCAGGCACUGCCAAAACUGUACGGAUUGGAAAAUACAAGGAAAUAAAACUGAAUCGAAAAAUUCUUCAACAAGUCCUGCUUCACGUGAAAAGCGAGCUUUAACUCUAAUGAGUCGCUCCGUUUUUUAUGCUAUGUUGCGGGAUAAAUUAAGAAGGUCUGGUUUUAAUGGUGAAGCCUGUUUGCUGCGGUUAAUAUGUGACACAAAUGCCUCGCAACUGGGCGAAGUAAAUGGUUUUUUGGGCAGCCUAGUUCACAUUAUAUUUAGUCCUAGUAGUUCAAAGGAGGAGCACCUGCCCCAUGAGUAUUACCAGGCCGAAUGGGAUGGCCGGGAGCAUCAGGAGUGCUCCGCUUAUACUAAGACCUGUGAUGAAAACAUCUUGGACCUGAUUUCUGUGCCACUGGAACAGGCUCUAAGCGAUAUUGUAAGCCGACGCAGAUGA